AUGAGCCAGAUUCUGGAAAGCGAGAGCGAUGGUGGCUCUUCUAGUAUUUCUGAAAGCUCGGUGGUUCCAGAAAAUCAAUUUACCAUGCAAGAUGAGCUAGAACAGUAUGCCAAAAAACUCGAUUUUCUAAGACUCGAUGGAGAUGAAGAACCCUUAAAGGAGAUGUCGCUGAGCUCUGCCGACUUGCAAGAGAGCAACGGCAACAUUAAGACGAAAGAAGUGCCCACAUUCAAGGCGCCAAUGACCACUUCGGUCAUCUUGACGCAUUUGACGCCAGCGGGAGAUGCCGCUAUCAAGCACGUGAUAUCCAAAGAACAACAACAUCCCGUAAAACUGCACAUCAAGUUUCAAGCCAUUGGUGCAGUGCCGCAGGUGUCUCCACAAACCGCCCAGAUUUCGUCGUCGCAGCCGUUUUCCGUGUUGAUCACUUUCCUGAAGAAAAAGCUGAAAGUGGCCACCGUCCACUGCUAUGUGAACAAUUCGUUUUCUCCGGCUCCACAGCAAUCUGUGGGAGAUUUGUGGAUGCAUUUCAAGGUGAAAGACGAAUUGAUUGUCAAUUACUGCAAGGGAGUCGCUUUCGGCUAA
Molecule: messenger RNA, 585 nt
Organism: Lachancea meyersii CBS 8951
Lineage: Eukaryota; Fungi; Ascomycota; Saccharomycetes; Saccharomycetales; Saccharomycetaceae
Source: the annotation of a GenBank genome assembly